Molecule: messenger RNA, 234 nt
Organism: Necator americanus (New World hookworm)
Lineage: Eukaryota; Metazoa; Nematoda; Chromadorea; Rhabditida; Ancylostomatidae
Exons: 1
Coding region: 1-234 (77 amino acids)
Source: RefSeq, a predicted model, not a curated record
AUGAAGUCGAACGAAGCAACCAGUCCUGAUGACAUACCUACUGAUGUCUGGAAGCUGCUAGAAGAUCGAGGGUCCGUGUGGCGCGCACUUUUCUUUAACAAGAUCGUUGCAGAAGGACGCACUGCAGACGUUUGGCAAAAUUCCGUGACCGUGCCUAUCUGGAAAGGGAAAGCGGACAUUGCUGACUCCACUUCGUACGGGCCUAUGUAUACGACUGCUGUGCCAUACGAUUAA